Habropoda laboriosa is the source of this 2084-nucleotide messenger RNA. RefSeq names its product protein GPR107. The transcript is spliced from 10 exons. Bases 95 to 1882 code for a protein of 595 amino acids. Lineage: Eukaryota; Metazoa; Arthropoda; Insecta; Hymenoptera; Apidae. Gene Ontology annotation, cellular component: membrane; Golgi apparatus. The record is from RefSeq and is a predicted model, not a curated record. Gene Ontology annotation, biological process: transport.
GCUCGUGUAUCGACGAGCGAACAUUGAGCAUUGUGGAAGUGUGACUGUUUUGUAUUUUCGUGAUGUGACAUUUCUCUGGUGAAAUAGAGUAAAAAUGCAGUCGAAACAUCUAUUGAUACGAUGCCUCUGGACUUUGUCAAUACUCGUGCUAGCUGCUGCUAGAAUUCACAAACUUGAAAUACGGAAAGAUGUAAGGCGACAUAUAGCCCUUAGUACCUUCGGUUUCUACAAGGGUGGCAUUCUCGAUGUAAAUCUAAUCAAUUUCAAGGCCGAGCCUUACGACGAGAAUGCCGUGUUUGGAUUCAGUUUGGAUCGAACGCUAAGCGAUGCGAUGAAUCCAUAUUUAGAUAGUCACCGAGAGAGAUGCACACUCCAAGACAUUCCGAAUGUCAAGUCCGAUGUCGAUCAAAGGGAUGAGAGCGCAGUUAUAUAUUUCACCAUGGACUUGAAGAAUAAUUUAUUGAAAGUAAACUGUAGUCGAAACAUGCACACCGUGCACAUCUACAAAAAUUCCAGCAAAGCGCUAGUAUUUUGGGAAAAGAGGGACUCCUUUCCGAGUAGGUUCAGCAAUACCGUUCUGUUUCCACGAAGGAAACGGUACACUUCGUACGUUCAGCUGAACGAUGAUAGAACGAUCGCAGGUAUGGAGAAGUCCGGCGUCGAGGAUGAAUUGGAGUCUAGAUCGGAGAAUAGCGUUUGUUCACGUCUCAAGCUACCGAUGACCGUAGAGACCGUGAAAGGAGAAAAAUAUUACAACGCCAGUUUCGCUAUAUAUGUCGCCAGCGAGGAAGGAGAAGGCCUUUACAAUCUUUAUUUCUACAACUGUCAAAAUUACAAGUAUUAUUCUUCUGUCGCGUUAGAUUUCACGAUACAAAUAUUGGAGAUAAACAGCGGAAAUUUCCUUAGCGCCGGUGAAAUGCCUUUACCAGCUCUCUAUUUUAUGAUGGCACUUUUAUUCUUUUUAUCCGGUUGUUUCUGGGUAUUCAUUCUUAAGACGAGCGAGCAUCCUGUAUUCAAGAUUCAUCAUUUAAUGGCGGUUUUGGUGUAUCUGAAGUCGAUGUCGUUACUCUUCCAUGGAAUCAACUAUCACUUUAUUCAAACAAAAGGAGAACACGUUGCUGCUUGGGCAAUCCUAUAUUACAUCACUCAUUUGCUGAAAGGAGCCGUACUUUUCAUUACGAUCGUACUCGUCGGCACUGGCUGGACAUUCAUUAAACACAUUCUGGCUGAUAAAGAUAAAAAGCUGUUCAUGAUCGUGAUACCGUUACAAGUAUUGGCAAACGUGGCAGAGAUAAUAAUCGAAGAAAGCGAGGAAGGAGAUAUCGAGCAUAAAACGUGGCGAGACGUUUUCAUUCUCGUGGACCUGCUUUGCUGUGGUGCCAUUCUAUUUCCGGUAGUUUGGAGUAUCAGGCAUCUACAGGAAGCUGCACACACAGAUGGCAAGGCAGCUGUUAACUUACGCAAGCUCAAGCUCUUCAGGCAUUUCUACAUCAUGAUAGUUUGCUACAUUUACUUCACGAGGAUCAUAGUGUACUUACUUAAGAUUACCGUACCUUUCCAAUACGAGUGGUUGGACGAAAUGUUCCGAGAAAUGGCUACCUACGUCUUUUUCGUUCUUACCGGGUACAAGUUCCGACCAGCAUCUGCGAACCCGUAUUUCACGUUGUCGAACGAAGAGACAACCCCAGCCGACGAGGACGACGAGAUAGACGUCGUUCUUUUUUCCAGUGUUUCCGGAGGUAGCGGUCUCACCGAGGGUCUCACCAAAGUUAGCAAAGUUCCGAAAGCUUUGAGGCCCGUUAUUUCGGACGUUCCAUCCACUCAGGAAGAAAGAGACUGUUUGUUCAACAAGACAGAGCCUCCUUCUCGCGAGUACGAUUGAACGAGAAAGAGGGAGAAAUAGUUGGUUCGUGUAAUAUAACGAUUUCUACACGAACGAAUGUAAAAGACUCGUAUUUCUGUCUUGUGAUAUCCCGAAACAGUGCUAGCAGUCGGAGUAACACCGAAUGCGAACAAUGUUUAAAAACUUGUUAAAAGCGGUUUAAAAACAAAGAUGGGAAUACGUAGUUAAAAGUAGGACGAAU